GACUAGCCUCUUUUUUUUCAGUUUGUUCACGCCCAGAAAAGAAACCUUUGAUUAAGCGAAACUUCGAAAUUUCCGACAUCAUUGAAGGCAGCAUUUAGCAUUGUGUGUGAAGGCAGUUAGGAGACUACUUGAUUUUGCUUUAGUCGCUCAGUUGGCCGUUGGUCAGGCGUUAUCAUGUUUUACAUUAGCCUCACCGUGAAAAAGCCGCUACUCAGCGAUGUUCAGACUUAAGGACGAAGGGGGGGGAGAUGACAAGCAACAGCAACCACUUGGUGUCCAGAAACCAAGCAGUUGUAGGUAGAGUCAAAUCCCGGAACUUGAAACGAAGAUGGCAUCAAGAGGAGGCUUCACGGGUCCCCCGAUGAAUCCGAAUAUGAACCCCAUGAAUGUUGGGCAUUCAGCGGGCAUGAGGAUGCCAGGAAUGCCGCAACCUUCGGCGGGAUACCCCCGGAGCAUGAACAGCGCUGCUCAGUACCUCCAGCGCCCAGGGAUGCCUCCCAGUAGGGUGGGGGGCCCCAUGGGGUCAAUGGCGGGCCAGCUGCCUGGUCCCUCUUACGGUGGUGGGAACAUGCCCAUGCGGCCAGGCAUGGGGCCUCCAAGCAUGGACGCCUCGAGGAAGCGGUUUCUUCAUCAGCAUCAACAUCAGCAGCAAGACGCAUUGGGAGGAGGCCUCAGACGAGGAGCAAAAAGACGCAAGAUGGCAGACAAGGUUCUCCCACAGCGGAUCAGAGACCUGGUCCCAGAGUCCCAGGCCUACAUGGACCUCUUGGCCUUUGAGAGGAAACUGGAUCAGACCAUCGCCCGAAAGCGUAUGGAGAUUCAGGAAGCCAUCAAGAAGCCCAUUAUGCAAAAACGCAAACUCAGGAUCUACAUUUCCAACACAUACACACCCAGCAAGCCUGAGGGCGAGGAGGCAGAGAAGGUGUCCUCCUGGGAGCUGAGAGUGGAGGGCAAACUUCUGGAGGAACCUGGCAAGCAAAAGAGGAAGUUCUCAUCUUUCUUCAAGAGCCUGGUGAUUGAGCUAGAUAAGGAGCUCUAUGGACCUGACAACCACUUAGUAGAGUGGCAUAGAAUGCCCACCACUCAGGAGACAGAUGGUUUCCAGGUUAAAAGACCCGGUGACGUGAAUGUUAAAUGCACCCUAUUGCUCAUGCUUGACCACCAGCCCCCUCAAUACAAACUGGACCCGCGGCUGGCUCGUCUUCUGGGUGUGCACACGCAGACACGGGCCAGCAUCAUGCAAGCUCUCUGGCUCUAUAUCAAGAACAACAAGCUGCAGGACGGUCAUGAGAAGGAGUACAUUAACUGCAACCGCUAUUUCAGACAAAUCUUCGGCUGUCCUCGCAUGAGGUUCUCCGAGAUUCCCAUGAAACUGGCGGGCCUGCUGCAGCACCCUGACCCCAUCAUUAUCAAUCAUGUCAUUAGUGUGGACCCCACAGAUCAGAAGAAGACAGCUUGUUACGACAUCGAUGUGGAGGUGGAUGACCCACUGAAGGGCCAAAUGAACAGUUUUUUGUCCUCAACAACCAACCAGCAGGAAAUUGCUGCUCUGGAGAUGAAGAUCCACGAGACGAUUGAGUACAUUAACCAGCUAAAGACUGAGAGAGACUUUAUGCUGAGCUUCAGCAAUAAUCCACAGGACUUCAUUCAGGACUGGCUCAAGUCUCAGAGCAGAGAUCUUAAGUUGAUGACAGAUGUGACAGGAAACCCAGAGGAAGAAAGGAGGACUGAGUUCUACCAGGCACCCUGGGUACCCGAGGCAGUGGGCAGAUACAUUUACUCCAAAGUGCAACAGAGAAGACAAGAGUUGGAGCAGGUGUUGGGUAUCCGACUCACCUAAAGACAUUUCAGAGGAGUCACAGCCAACUUAGGUUUACACGUGAAAUGUUAAUUUCUUCUCAAUUAAAAAUGGAAUUAGCUUUGAAAGACACAAGCUAAUGUUGCAGUUUAAGUCAACACAAAGCCAUCCUCACUGAAAUGGUAUGAGAUACCAGCUUCUAAGUGGGAUGCAUAUCUUUGUCGUUCCCAUUGAUAAUCAUUUUAAAAUCAACAGAGCUUAUGGGACCAAAGAGGUUAUUUACAUGUCCUUAAUAAUAUGCCUGUUCAGAUAAUCUUUGCCUUUUUUUGCAGUAUGUUUUGUUUAUGGUACAAUACAUUUAAAAUUUUGUAAGCAUUGGUGCUGUUUAGGUGUUUUUCACCAUCACUUUGUGUGUUGUUUUGAGAGGGGUUCUGUUUACCUUCACUUUUUAAAGCCAUACCUUUUAAGAUAGGAACAAUACCUGAUGUCUGGUAACAUCUCAAUAAACAAGAAUUGGGAGGCAUGGUAGACUUAAGCUUUUCAUUCCAAAAUAUAUAUAUAUAUAUCAAAAGUACAUUCAGAAAACUGUUAAUUUUUAUCCUCAAAAAACAUAAGAAUUCUUAAGAUGUCUUACAUCUUAGAUAAGAGGCCUUUUGGUGCCAAUAAUAAUUCUGCGGGUUUUGGUGCUGUUUUAUAUUGGUGGAUAUAUCAUUUGAAAUGAAAAAUUUCUUUGCUUUGUAAGAAACCAGGAUUUCCAGGAAAGCUCUUCUCUGGGAAGAGAUUGAGCUCCUUAAUUGUAAAUGGACAUGAAUCCACUCUAUCCAGCUGUAAUUAAACAUUUUUUAUCUUUUACUUCUUGAAUGUUUACAUGCUGUUUUAAUUUGUUAAUGUGGUUUCUCAUUGUUUUAAUGCCAGGAAGAGGAACUGUGGCAGGCUCUUUGGGUUGAAGGGUUCUUCUUGUAAGAUUCAUACCACCCAAGAAGGUUAACUGGUAGUAAUAAUACAGGAAUGCAGUUGUAGUGUGUCAACUAAACAAUGCACCAAAUUGUUGUGUGCUGUUGUAUGAGAAGACCUCCAGAGUUCCUUUAAACAUUCCAUGUUGACAGAUAUCGCUGUGCCAAAAUUUGUUUUGUGAAGAAGGCACUUAGAAUUUGAGAAAUGUUGUGUGUGCAAAUGUUUUUUGUACAGCCUCUUUGUAAAAUGUUUGCAUGUUGUGUAUCAAAGGCCUUUAUCUUUUAUACAU
Molecule: messenger RNA, 3041 nt
Organism: Xiphias gladius (swordfish)
Lineage: Eukaryota; Metazoa; Chordata; Actinopteri; Istiophoriformes; Xiphiidae
Gene: smarcd2
Product: SWI/SNF related, matrix associated, actin dependent regulator of chromatin, subfamily d, member 2
Exons: 14
Coding region: 329-1840 (503 amino acids)
Biological process (GO): regulation of transcription by RNA polymerase II
Cellular component (GO): nucleus; SWI/SNF complex
Source: RefSeq, a predicted model, not a curated record